AGUGGAGCGGAGGGGCGGGGCAGCGGAGAUGCUGAGGAGAGAAAAGACGUCAGAUAAAAAUCAGAUAAUCUGAAGAAGAGCGGAUCGAAGGUGCCAAAACCACCUGAUGCUGCAGCCUAAUCUGGUCCCCAGACACACACACACACACACACACACACACACACACACGCGCACACACACACACACACACACACACACAGGGUAACAUGGCGUCAGACCCGCCCAUCUUGACAGAGCAGGAGGAGCUACACAGAAGAGCCAAUCAGGUCACAGAUGAGUCCCUGGAAAGCACGAGACGGAUGAUGCUGCUGGUGGAGGAGAGUAAAGACUCCGGCAUCAGAGCUUUGGUUAUGCUGGACGAACAAGGAGAGCAGCUGGAGCGUGUCGAGGAAGGCAUGGACUCCGUCAACAGGGACAUGAGAGAGGCAGAGAAGAACCUGACAGACAUGGCCCAGUGCUGUGGUCUGUGCAUCUGGCCCAUCAGGAAACUCAAGGCCUUUGAGGAGAGCGGCGCGUACAAGGCGGUCUGGGGCGGAGCCUCGGGUCAGGACGGCGUCGUGUCCAAUCAGCCGCCGUCGUCACGAGUGGUCGAUGAGAGGGAGCAAAUGAUCAUGAGCGGAGGACACAUACGGAGGGUGACCGGUGACGCCCGUGAGGACGAGAUGGAGGAGAACCUGGAUCAUGUCGGCAGCAUUGUGGGAAAUCUGAAGAGUAUGGCUCUGGACUUAGGCAGCGAGAUCAAACUGCAGAACGACCAGAUCGAUCGCAUACAGGGAAAAGCCGUCCUCAACGUGUCCCGCAUCGACGCUGCCAACCAGAAAGCCAACAACCUCAUGAAGCGAUAGAGGAGGCGUCGCCCUCUUCUCCCUUUUCUAAUUCCUCCUGCUCGCUCCAACGUGCCGCCGCUGUUCUUCUCUUUCUUGUAACAUUAUUGCUUUUGUAUUCACAGGGACUUUCUCAGUAGUGAGGUCAUAGUGAGUGUUUCUCUUUAUUCUGAAUAUAUUCUGAUGGGAGUUAUGGUUUGUGCAUUUUUCACGGCUCUGUACAGAUACUUCAUUAUUGUACUUCUGUAGAUUUUUUUCUUUUACUCCACAUUUCAAACACAUAUCCAGAUUUUCUCCUGCUCACAUUUUCAAAACAGGCUCGUAACUUUAAUGCAUUUGAAGGAAAUUAUCCAUGUUUUUUAUUUUGCAUCAUCGACGUCGCCUUCCCAACAUCAACCCAGAUUCCAGGAGAGAAGAGGAAAGGAUCCGAUGUCCACGAUGAGGAGAAACAAGACGACGUCUUUCUUCUUCUCUGGACUUAAAGAAAACUUCAGUCAACACACGUUUUAUCCUCCUGGACUAUUGAUUGUUUUUUAUGUGGUUUGAAGUCACAAGUGGUUUAAGUGUAAUUAUCUCUGGAUAGAGAAACUUUUUACUUUUAUACUUUUAGUACAUUUCCUGCCUGAACUUUUACUGGAGUAAAGAGGUUGAAUCAGUACUUUGA
Molecule: messenger RNA, 1488 nt
Organism: Hippoglossus stenolepis (Pacific halibut)
Lineage: Eukaryota; Metazoa; Chordata; Actinopteri; Pleuronectiformes; Pleuronectidae
Product: SNARE_SNAP25N and SNARE_SNAP23C domain-containing protein
Exons: 8
Coding region: 207-845 (212 amino acids)
Biological process (GO): exocytosis; synaptic vesicle priming; synaptic vesicle fusion to presynaptic active zone membrane
Cellular component (GO): plasma membrane; SNARE complex
Molecular function (GO): syntaxin-1 binding; voltage-gated potassium channel activity; SNAP receptor activity
Source: RefSeq, a predicted model, not a curated record